Molecule: messenger RNA, 1308 nt
Organism: Malaya genurostris
Lineage: Eukaryota; Metazoa; Arthropoda; Insecta; Diptera; Culicidae
Product: regulator of microtubule dynamics protein 1-like
Exons: 3
Coding region: 112-1143 (343 amino acids)
Cellular component (GO): mitotic spindle pole; cytoplasm; spindle microtubule
Molecular function (GO): microtubule binding
Source: RefSeq, a predicted model, not a curated record
UUUAUUAUCAUUUUUUAUAAUUUCCUAUUAUUGUUUUGUUCUGUAUAGACGUUUCUCUUGUUCAGAAGAGUUCAAAACACGACUCUGGUGUAGUGUGUGAAUCGACUCUAUAUGGUGAUUGCAUUUAAUUCCGCUCAUACAGGCAAUAUGUUAAUCCAGCGGUUUAAAUUUCAACAUUACAAGUUAUUGGUUGUCAGUGUGGUAACACUAAGGCACACAACGAUUGCCCAGAGUUUGAGGAUAUUUCAGACGCGAACGCGUAAAUCUUAUAUUUCCAGAUUCUUAAAAACAAAGAAAAAACAAGAAACCAGUAAUUCUCAACUGACGAGUAGCACAUCAGUAGAAGCAAAAGUGAUUCCAAUAGCAUUUCUAGCUUCUUUUUCGUUGUUUUCCUCGAAUUCAAAGAAAACAGUUGCCGAUAAGAUCAAUAACACAAAAAUGGCCGAUGAGUCUGCUAAAACAAUUGCUGAUACGAUCCAACAUUCUGAUCAACUGUUCGAUGAGAAUAAUUUUCAAGAAGCGUACGAUUUACUACUGAAGUGUUCUGAACCCGAAUCGUGGGAGAUCAAGUGGCGCAUUGGUCGCGCUCUGUACAAUUUAUCGAAAACGAUUCCUAGCCCAAAAAAGGAACAAUUGGUACGGGAAAGUUUCCAGUAUGCCACCGACGCCUUGGCAAUGAACGACAGCGAUUAUGCCACUCACAAGUGGUACUCGAUUUUAUUGGAUGCUAAAAGUGGCUUAGACGGAAUAAAGGAACGCGUCACCCAGCUAGAAAACGUUAAAAAGCACAUGCUAAGGGCUGUUGAAUUAAACCCUCACGAUGCUACCAGUUGGUUCAUAUUAGGUCAAUUUUACUACGGGUUGGCUGAGCUCCCUUGGUAUCAGCGGAAAAUUGUUUCGACUAUUUUCGCAACACCGCCGACGGGAACCUAUGAAGAGGCCUUGGAGUGUUUCGAGAAAGCCGAAAACACAAAGCCUAAUUUUUAUUCCAUGAAUCACCUGAUGUUGGGUAAAACCUAUCACGCGUUGAAGAACUCUGACAAAGCGAAGGAGUAUCUUACAUUGGCGGCUAACGUUACUGUGUUGAACGAAGAUGACAAGCAAGCGAAAGAAGAUGCAGCCAAACUAUUGAAAAAGUUGUAAAAAUGGAAAGAUUUUGAAAAUCAUUUUUUAAUGCAUAUUCAUUAAUAAAAAAGAGGGAUGUUACUAGUUUUACUGUUAGGUUGAGGCAUAUGAUUGUGACUGUAUUUUUCAAUAUCAAAUUUAUCAAAUAGAAGUAUAUUUUGCAAAACUUUGUGACGGUUAAAA